Molecule: messenger RNA, 1284 nt
Organism: Panicum virgatum (switchgrass)
Lineage: Eukaryota; Viridiplantae; Streptophyta; Magnoliopsida; Poales; Poaceae
Product: extensin-like
Exons: 1
Coding region: 461-979 (172 amino acids)
Source: RefSeq, a predicted model, not a curated record
UGGACUCGAGAGAGUCGGAGAGAGAUGGCACACAGCGCAGCGGCAAUGGAGACGUUUAAAUCACGUCACCUUCCCCGCGCGUAAUAAUUGCAGGCUUCCAGACACAUAGAUACACUUAGGAAGGAUUAGUUAGAUUAGGCCGUAGUUGCUUGCUGUCACAGGGACAAGUAUGCUGCUUAGGGAGUAGAAAACACACAGGCGCUUGACACCGAGAAAAAAGAGAGGAGGGGAUGCGAGGACGACGACGACGACCUCCACCCCGAAAGCUAAAGGCCGACCACUAUAACCACCACCCGGCCCGAAUCAUACUCGUCGAGAAGAAAAGAAAGAGGGCGCGCCGAACCGAGCUACCAGAAGGGAAGGAGAGGCGCCGCCCGCAGGCCGCAGCAUAUACUCCACUACUCCACUGAGGAGCGAGGCCGACCCCGCCCUCUGCAGCGCGCGAUCGCGAUCGGGCGGCAUGGCACGGCGGGCGCUGGCGCUGGCGGUGCUGCUGCUCGCCGCCGGCGCGGCGGCGGCCGACGGCGACGAGAAGUGCGGGAGCCCGUGCGGCAACCCCUGCGGCGUGCCGUGCAUCUACGCCAGCCCGCCGCCGCCGGUGUACUACCCACCGCCGCCGGAGUACUACCCGCCGCCGCCGGAGUACUACCCGCCGCCGCCGCCGGAGUACUAUCCGCCGCCGCCGCCAGAGUACUACCCGCCGCCGACCCCGGAGAAGCCCGCCUGCCCGCCGCCGCCGGAGGGGGGAGGCGGGUACCAGCCGACGCCCGACACGCCCGGCGGUGGGUACAACCCGACGCCGUACCCGUAUACCCCGGGCGGGUACAACCCGACGCCGUCCUACAACACCCCGCCGGGGACGCUCUACCCGCAGGACCCGGGGUUCCGGCCCAACGGCGCGCCCGGCCGCGCCGCCGCGUGGCGCGCGGCGGCGGCCUUUGUGGCCUCGGCGGCGGCGGCCGGAGCCCUGGCCUUGUGAUCGCCGGCCGUCGACCGAUCGAUGGGGCCAUGGUGACCACCAAGCGCAUGCCGCAUGGCGUUUAAUUCUGCACCGUGUUAAUUAAUAAUAAGAUUAGAGAAGGGUAUAAAUUCGGUAAGAUUUUUUUUUCCUCAGUGAUUCUUGUUGUUCAUGAUGUUGCUGCUGCUGGUAAUCGUUCUUGUCCUGUACCUACGUUGAAUCCAUCUGUUUAUGAUCAUGGCCUCAUAGGAAACAUGUUCAUCAGGCUAUGUAAUACUACAUAUAUAUACAAAUCUCUGAUCAAUCUCGAAUAGCAUGUUCUUCCA